Messenger RNA from Cinara cedri, 6778 nucleotides. Lineage: Eukaryota; Metazoa; Arthropoda; Insecta; Hemiptera; Aphididae. The record is from the annotation of a GenBank genome assembly.
UCUUUGUGUUUGUUCACCCUCUUUAUUCCUUCGCCCACAAAAUAUCUAAACAACACACCUACAUAUAUAUAAUAUCAAUUACAUUCAUCGUCUGGCGUUCACCAGUCUGUAUUCACUAUUCACUCUACCCAAGCUAUUUUUCUAUGACUAUCGCGAAUUACAAUAAUUGGUCUUAAUAAUCGUUUAUUUAUAAUUAUUGUUUUUUUAAUAAGACAUGAAUCGUUUUCAUUAUCUUUUCAUUCGUAAUAACAUUUAUUAGUUAUCUUGUUUGAUUUAAUAAAUUGUUGUUGAUAGUUAUUAACCUUCGAUCCCUUUCAUCAUGAGCCCAGUCAAAAGGAUAUUGUGUUUCGCGUCUAUAAUGAAAUUGUUUGCUUUAGUUCAGAGUAAGUUGUUUACAAUGGGCGUAAUAUUUCGCAUUAUUACGUAUGUCUACAAUAUUUUUUUUUAGGUGAAAACUGUACGAUAAAAAACAUAUCAGAAGGUGUUAUUAAUAGAUUAGUUGUAUUGACGUGCCCAAAUGAUCAAGAUGCUAAAUUUUGUUGUUACGACCCAAAAGAUAAUGUUGAAUGCUGCAACACCAUUAGCUACCUGUAUAAUAUGUAAAUACUUUAUUCAUUUAUUUUGUGGCCCAAAUAAAAAUAUAAAAUAUAUAUUUAAGUUACCUAACAAUAUUUAUAUUAAUGUAAUUUAUUAUGUUCAAAGAUUUCAGAAAAACAUGCCUGGUAUAUUAAUACUUCUGAUUCUGAUUGUCGGCUUGGUAUUGACGUGCUGUGUUAUUUGUAUAUGUAUUCCUUGUUAUUGCAUGAUGAGACGUCUCCGUCCAACAUAUAGUAUGUAUUGCUAUUUUAAAAAAUAUUCAAAUUUAAUAAAGUAAAAUCAACAUGACUCCCUAUCCCCUAAUAGGUAUUAGGUAGUUCAAUUUUUUUUUUAAUAAGUUUCAGGGAAAUAACUUACAAUUAUUUAUUGUUUCAAGUAAUUUUUUAUAUCUUUUUUUUUAAUGUUAUAAUAAAUUACUAUUACAUGCAUCUCAUCAGUACAUUUUAUGCUCAGGUACUGGUAAUUAUUAUUAUUAAUGUGCCAUAUGAAUAAUUAAUGAUAAUAUUUAUUUAACGUAAAUCUUACUUUUAUGAACAUUGAUACAUUGAUAAUUAAAGUUUAUAUAUAGAGUUCAAGUGUAUAAUUUGAUGCAUAGUUAUUAUAUUAAAUAUAAAUAUUAAAGUAUAUAUUGAUUAUUAUUAAUUUUUUACUACAUUUUAUACCUAAUCUGCCUACCUAUUUAAUUAAAUUUUAUCUAUUAAAUGAUAACAACAUCCGUUUUGGUAGUAGGUUGGAUUAAAUAUAUAUGCAUGUAUUCAUUUAAUACAAAACAAAUUCUUAGCAAGAACAAUAGUUUUUGUUUAUCUCUUUUUUAUAUAAAUUAGUCAGUAGACAUGUUAUUUAGAUUAAUUGUAUACUGAGAUAAAAUAUAUCAAAUUAACACUGCACGCAUGAAUAGUUUAUAACAAAAACGAGUUUAGUUAAAACUAAGGGUAAAUUAAUAAGAUUAAUAUCUUAAUAAAUAUUUAAAAAAUAAAUAGAUUUGAAGAUUGCCUCUAAUAAACUAUUUAUUUUAUACAUAAUUAGUUGACAUUUGAUUAAAACAGUUUGAACUUAGACGAUCAACAAUAGACUUUCUGGUAUAUAGUAAUAAUUAUAUCCUUUGGUUCAUAAUUUUAAUAAAUAAUAUUGCAAUUUUUUUUUGUGUUGAUCCUUCAAAUGAUUAUUAUUUAAAAUUACUCUUAAUAUAUUAUUUUGAUUAAUUUGCAAUAAUUUAAAAAAUAUUGUCUUAAACACCACUCGUCACUAGGAGACUGAAAAAUAGAUUGAUAUAAACGAUUGAUGAUUCAAAUAUUUUAUGUACAAUUUCAACUAGUAGCAAGUCUUUGUUUUUCAAUUUAACAAAUUAUAGCUCAUGGAAUAUAACUUUCCAACUAAAUUGUUAAUGUACAGCUUUCACCUUAAAUUGUUAUCAAAUCUAAUUCCUAAAUAAAACAUGUCUAUAAUUGGUCAAUUUUCAGAUACACUUUAAAUUUUAAGUUAAGAAUCAAUAAUAGGCUAUUUUAGUUAAUACACUUGUUUAUUGAAAACUUUAUAAACAUUGAUUUAAUAUUAUUUAUAGUUAGUCUCUUUUACUUGACAUUUAUAUGUUAAGUUUAAUUUUUUUAUAACUCUUUGGUAGACUGAAAUUAAAUUAAUUUUUAAUGAAUUUAAAGAUAAUACUAUUAUUUAUUUAUUUAAAUAAAUAAGUAUCCCAAAAAUAAAAAACAUGUGUUAUCAGCAUAAAUCAUUAUUUUAUCAUUAAUAUUUAAGUUGCAUACUGUAUAUAAAUACAGUUUUUUAAAAAAUAUAGUAGAGCUAUCACUUAAUAUUAUUCCUAGAACUUGUUGUCUUUUAUCACGGUUUAAUAUUUAACAUUAUUUUAUAUAUAUUUGUAAUUGGGUAUCAAAUUUUAUUUUAUUAGCAGAGUUAUUAUAAAUUAAAUUUUAAACAAAGAUUAGUGCAGUAAAAAAAAAAAUAUGAUUAAAAGAAAAAACCGAAAUUAAAUUAAUUUAAAUUAUUGUUUCAUUGGUAUUUGAAAAAAAAAACCACAUUUUUUACAGUAUCACCUUAUAUAUCUGUUUUUUCCAUAUAAAUUAAAAGUGCGUAGGAAAUUUCUCACUAGCAUAUUUUAUUGGUAUGAACUAGUUAUGUACUUGAAUUGGAAUAGUAUAAUAAUUAUAAAAUUUGAAUUGUUCAUUUUACAAGUAUAAUUUAUUAUAUAAUUUUGUGUUGUACCUAAAUUUUUUUUGUCUAAUUAUUUAACCUUGUACAAACUAAUUUUAAUUCUGUUUUGUUCAACAUUUCAAACUGUGAAAAAUUACAAGUGUAAUUAUAAAUAUAUUAUAUACCUAUUAUAUUGUAUACGCUAGAACAUUAAAUAAUAAUUUAAAAAAUUUCAGGGCAAAAGUCCUAUUAUUUUAUUUCUAGGAGGCAAAUGUCCAAAUUCUUAUUGAUUAUAAAUACAAGUAUUUAUGAGUAGGUAGUUAUACAAGUAUAUAAAUUAUGUUUAUUUACCCAUUAAGUAUAUAAGUUUAUUUAAUAUACUCUUUAGAAUCAAUAGUAUCAAAUAUAUUAUUUUAGUGUUUUCACAGUUCUCAAUUAAUUUAAUUAAAAUAAUAAAUUAAGUGAUUAUCUGAAAUUAUAUGACACGGAAAUAAGUAAUUUCAUCAUUGAAACUAAACAAUAUUACUGUAGAAUACUUACAUUAUUACUGACUAAUUGUUAAAAUAUUCAACAAAUAUUUGUGUCUACGUAAUAUUUCUGAAUACCUGUUAUAAUAAUAAUUCUUGUAAUAAGUGUGCGGUGUAUACAGAAUUAAAGUCAAUUUAGUUUUAAACAAAUAUGAAAUUAAUUGUUGUUUACCAUGACAUUUGUUAAUGAAUGAAAGAAAUUGUAAAAAAUUAUGCAAAAUUUUUGUUUAAAUAUAAUAUAUGUUGUUUAGAAAUAAAAAAAAAAUACUUUAAUCCUAUUGUUAAUUCAAUGUCAAUUAAUUUUUAUGUAGUAAAUUAUAAUAUAUUAUUAACAUACACAUUUAAAUUAAGUAAAACUAAACUUAUAUGCAUGCAUAAUAUGCUUAAUAUUUUCCAUUAAUUAUGUAUUCUAAUUUAUUUGAAAUAGAAGAAUCAAAUGAUAAUGCCAAUAUGAUCGCUGCUGUUUCUUUGCCUAAUGAAUCUGAGGAAGAAAAUACACCUAAAAAAGAAGUUACUCAUCACUUACCCCCGGGUGCUUAUCCUGUUUAUCCUCAAUUCAUGGGUAUAAAAAGUUUAUUUUAAAAUAUAAUUUUCAUUAAUAGUAUUAAUUUGUAAUAAAUAAAUAAUAAACAAAUAAUUCCACUUGACUGUAACAAUAUAAAAAUUUCUAACCUUAAACAUUUUUUUAGGAAUGCAACCGUUGAAAUCGACUGAAGUAAAUUGUUAAUGCACACAUCACAAUAACAAUAGCAACUUUUAUCAAAAGCCAAAACAUUUUUUGUGCCAUCAACUGUGAGUAACGGAGGUUUGUGAAUGACUCUUUUUUUUUUUCUUUUUUUUAUUAUCAUUAUUAUUAUUUAAUUAUCAAUUCAUUUUGACUUACAUAAAAUAGUCGUUGCUAUUAAAAAAAAAAUAAAAAUAAAAAUAUUAUCUUAAAUAUUAAGUUACCUAGUUUUGAACUGAUUAUGGAUAUAAAUGCAUUUCAUAUUUAAGCAUAAUAAUAAUAAUAAGACAUGUUUGCCUCUAAAAAGUAUACUAGCAAAAUAUUUAUUUAUAUGCAUUAAUAAUAAAACAUAUGAGUCAAUUACUAAUUUUUGAAAAAUAAAAAUGUAUAAGUGUAUUUUUGUAUAUUUUGGUUUGGUAAAUAUUUUUCUUACAUUUUAAAAUACUUUUUAGUCCUUCAAAAAUAUAUAUUUUUUUUUUUAUUGAUUUCAAUUGUAUACAUGAAUUUUAAUAUUCUAAAGUAUUUGGUUUAGUAUAAAAUAUUAUUUUAAGUUCUAUUUUUUUUUCUGUUGUUCCUGAGUUUUGACGAUUUACUUGAAUGUAAUAUUAAUCGCAAAACCGUAAUUUGUUUUGAUAUUAUUUGUUUCUCCCUUUUUUAGUUAAUAUAGUUAGUUCCUUUUCUAAAUAUUUUUUGUUUUUUUUUUUUUUUUUUUUAAUCAAAUACCAAAUACGUAUUAACUGAAUUGUGAUGUUUUACAUGUGAUUGUCUGAAUUAAUUUUGAUUUUUAAAACGAACACAAUUUUUGUGUAUAUUUACACAUAGACUAAUAAUAUGUAAUAUUUAUAUUUAUAUUAAAUAGUAAUUCAGUAUCGAAUCAAUAUGCUGUGUUUUGUAUUGUAUUUAAUUUCAAAAAUAUACAUGAUCUUGAAAUAGUAAUUGAAAUUGUUUUAGGUAUCUAAAUAUUAAAUAACUGUAGUAAUUUCAUUAACAUAAUAUGUCGUGUUCUGCUUAAUUUGUUUUAUAUAAAAUAUACAAACUAUACGAUAAAAUAUAUUGAUAAACCUAAAUACAUUAUUAUAUAUUGUAUGAAAUUUGUAAUUGAUUUGUUUCCUUAUGAGUUCGUGAUUUUUAAUAAUAAGCAAGAGAAUGAUUGAAUUAUUCUAACAUUUAAUAAUAAUCAAUUGCGUAUGAUAAUUAUUAGUAGAAUAUGAAUUAUAAUUUAAACUUUAUAAUAUAAAGUUAAUAUUAUCUUUUGUAACAUAUUUAUAUUUACAUUUUGAAACAAUGUACAAUAUUUUCAAAUUUGAAUUACAUUUUUUUUUUUACUAAGACUGGAUUUAUAAUUUCUAUGAAAAAAAAAUGUUGAGUUCAAUAAUAUUUUUAUACGUUUUUAUAAAAAAUAAUAUAUUUAUGUAUAUAAUUUUAUUACUUUAUUAAUGACAAUAAUAUUCUAAAUAAUUAAUUCUUAAAUUUACUCGCUAAUAAUAUGAUUUAUUUUUAUUUUGCGUGUGAAGUUGGGCAAGUACAAGUGCUUAAACAUUUUUUUUUUUUUUAAUUGUAUACAAAGACAACUUAUAAGAAACAUAAUAUCAAUAUCUUAUACUAAAUUUAAUUUCUAAUGAAAAUAUAUAUGAAAAUAAAUAUGAUCUUUUUAUUAUACUCCAUAAUAAUGUCCUGAACCUAUUUAAUAUUAUAUAUUUAAUAACUAUAUACGAUUAUUAUAUUUUUAAAUUUAUACAUAAAAUAAUUUUACUUAUAUAUAUAUAUAUAUAUAUUAUAAUAAAAACAAUAAAUAUCAAUUGUAUACAUUUAGUAUUUUAGCUAUAAUAAUAUAAUUAUAAAACAUAUUUGUAUAUUAUGAUAUUAAUCAAUUUUUCCAUGAGCUCUCCAUUAUUUUUACACAGGACAAGUACUUUAUAGUACAAUCCUUGUUUAAAACUAAAUAAUAUUGUAUGUUAAAAAAAUAUAUUCAUUUAGUUUUGGUAAUUUUGAUAAACACUGUUUUUAAUUUGAUUAUAAUUCAAUAGGAAAAAUAAUUCUAAGUGGAACCACAUGGUGGAACUAAAUUAUUUCAGUACAAUGAUAAUAAAUAGGUACUAUUUUGACUUUUUUAUUUAAUUAUUAAAAUAUUUUUUUUUACACGUAUAUUUAUAUGUGUUUUUUUUUACAUUUCAUGCUUUAAAGUUAAAACAAAAUUUUAAUAUUCAACUGUUAUGUGAUUAAAAAUUAAUGUUAAAACAUUUUUGAAAUGUUUAAAAUAUUAUUUGUCAUUGAAAAAUGUUAGAAUAUAGUGUACAAUCAAUUUUGUAUUUAAAUUCAUCUAUAUAUAAAUUGGUCAGUGCUAGAUUGAUGUGUGUUUCGAGCCGAUAUGCUUCUAGAAGUGCCAUAAGCUCGACGGGAACUAUUUAAAUUAAUUAAAAUCUAAUUGAAGUCAAUUUAUUUAAUACCAUCUACUUUUUGUCGAUACUAACUAACCAUUUUAUUUGUUUGGUGUACAGUUAGACUAUUUGGUAAAACCAGUAGACCACUUACAAUACCUAACCACAUGUAAAAUAUGAAAAAUAUGAAGUGAUAUGAGCAGUGCUCAUAUUUAGUAACAUUUGCUAAUUAUUAUAGGAUACAGAUAAAAAUAGCAGAGUGAGCGAGCUAUGUAUCAGUUUUAUACAUCAGAGAUUCCUACAAUUUUAUUUUACAUAUUUGAAAGCGUUUCAGAUUUGUAGUGCUUUUUUCAAGUGUUGAUGUUAUUCUUUUCUUUUAUAAUUUAUUUUACAUUUUUCAUAAAUCU